AUGAAGCUUCAGGGGCCAUUCUUUAUUAUGCUGCUCAUUCAAUCUGUUGCAAUUUUGUUCCGCGUAGUUUUCUGGAUUAUUUCUUUCUAUCUAGCUGUAUUUUUCCAUGACAUCACUCCUAAGGUUUCAUGGCUAGAGCCUUUAAUGAAAUUAUGUCUUUAUGUGGAUUACUGUAGUAAUCUAUUUUCGGUUACUUUCAAUUUCGUGCUCUCUUUGAAUCGUUUUUUAACUUUUAUGUCCAAAAAUUGGACCUCAAUUCUUUAUGAUGGGUUCAAUCUUUUUUUCACUGUCAUUUUUGCAGUCAUUUUAUCUGUAGGUGGAGCUGUGGGAAUGAUAAUACCAUCGAAGGUGGAAAGAAAAUUUAUAAUUGAAUUUGGAUUCUUGGAUAUCGCUCCAGAAAUUGGAUUUAUGACUGCUCUAUUUGCCGUUUUUGAAAUUAUCACCAUCAAAAAUUGGAAUGCUGGAAACGGAUAUCUUCUGGGAACGUGGCUAAAAAUUUUGUCAGUUGCAAAUUAUUUACCAGAAAUUUCGUUACCAAUAUUUUUUAUUGUAGACAAUUUGGAUUUUACGCAGAAAUGUCGCAGAUACUUAGGAACACCAACUAAUGUGCAGAGAAUGUCAACUUGA
Messenger RNA from Caenorhabditis briggsae, 627 nucleotides. The transcript is spliced from 2 exons. NCBI's taxonomy places the organism in Eukaryota, Metazoa, Nematoda, Chromadorea, Rhabditida, Rhabditidae. The coding region runs from base 1 to 627 and encodes 208 amino acids. The record is from RefSeq and is a predicted model, not a curated record.